UUACUCGAGCGAGUUGAGAUUGUUGGGUAGGCUGAUAAAUUCACUUCGUUCAAAUCCAAAACCCGAGAAAGCCAAACAGAAAACUGUUCUUAGACAUGGAAAGCGUAUCAAGAUACAUAUCAGAUCGCUCUCCGACAUUGCCCAAGACAUGCUUUAAGGUUGUAUGGUUUGUAUUUAAAAAAAUGGAGACUUUACCGCUGGAAAUCUGCCUUAAGAUUUUCUGUUUCUUGGAUUACCAGGACCUUGCAAUUGCACAACAAGUUUGCAGGAAGUGGAAGUUCUUGGCCUCGGACAACAACCUAUGGUCCAAUCUAUUCAGGGAAAGAUGGGGAGGAGAUAGUGCUAUGUUCUAUGCCCCUAUAGGUUCAAAAUCAUGGAAAGAAGUGUAUGAGGUUCAAGAUCGUUGUCAUCGAGUUGGAUUGGGCCUGAAGAUAAUAAGAGAAGGUGGGGACUACUAUCUUGUUCAUCAAGGUGAAAUUCAACGCUAUUUGGGUUCAAGGAGACAAAGGAAAGGGGCAUCUGGUUGUACUUUAAACACAAAAAGAGAUUUCAAUGGUGAAGGAUCACAAGAAGAGCAAUCCUGUAGAGGGAUUUUGGACAAAAUACUUUUCUUCAUUGGGGAUUUGGAAGUUGCCUCGACAGAUGCAAAACGUGGCCGAGUGCUAUAAAUUGAUCUCAAGGUAUCAACUGACAAUGAAUUUGUUGUAAAAUAUCUGUAUGUAUUACAUAAUCUGGGACGUAUUAUGGACACUCCAAACAGAUUUGACAUCAGCAUGAACUUCAUUUUGCGUAGAA
This is a messenger RNA of Juglans microcarpa x Juglans regia, 795 nucleotides long. RefSeq lists its product as uncharacterized. Gene Ontology annotation, biological process: SCF-dependent proteasomal ubiquitin-dependent protein catabolic process. Gene Ontology annotation, cellular component: SCF ubiquitin ligase complex. The record is from RefSeq and is a predicted model, not a curated record. NCBI's taxonomy places the organism in Eukaryota, Viridiplantae, Streptophyta, Magnoliopsida, Fagales, Juglandaceae. The coding region runs from base 96 to 668 and encodes 190 amino acids. The transcript has 3 exons. Gene Ontology annotation, molecular function: protein binding.